This is a messenger RNA of Epinephelus fuscoguttatus (brown-marbled grouper), 5686 nucleotides long. It is a transcript of the gene trpv1, whose product is annotated as transient receptor potential cation channel, subfamily V, member 1. The coding region runs from base 163 to 2532 and encodes 789 amino acids. Gene Ontology annotation, cellular component: membrane. Lineage: Eukaryota; Metazoa; Chordata; Actinopteri; Perciformes; Serranidae. The transcript is spliced from 16 exons. Gene Ontology annotation, biological process: calcium ion import across plasma membrane. Gene Ontology annotation, molecular function: calcium channel activity; protein binding. The record is from RefSeq and is a predicted model, not a curated record.
CACACACAUAUACACGCCCAUGCAUUGUAAAUGAAACCACGAAAAGGCACAUAAGACACAGGAAGCCCAUCAGCAACUGUAUGGACUAAAAAAAGGAGACUCGCUUUAGAAUCGUCACAAACCUGAGGAAGAAAAGUAGGACGGCUGGAGCACAAGGUGAAGAUGGACAAGUCAGAAAUGUUUGGCUUCUCUCUGGAGUCAGACGACAGGACGGAGGAGGAGAAGGCACGGCAGAAAGAGGCAAAGAAGGGCGGCCUGGUUUCUGCCCUGGGAAUGGGUCAGGAGUCGCCCAAGGCUCCCAUGGACACUGAUUACCAGGAGGAAAUGGAGGACCCCAAGCCACAGAUUAGAUUCAAUCUUAAUUUUGACAAAGGGAUUCGAGGCGUGGGGGAGCCCAGCACGAAGAGAGACAGCAAGACGUUCAGCAUCGACAGAUUGUUUGAAGCAGCAGCCAGCGGAGACGCCCGAAACCUGGACGGCCUUCAUCAGUACCUGCACCAGAAUAUGAAGAAGCUGUCUGACUCUCUGUAUCAGUCGUAUGGUAAAACUGCCCUGAUGAAGGCUCUGCUGCACCUCAAGGACGGCAAGAACGAGACAGUGGAACUGCUAAUUGACAUUUCAGAGAAGAUGGGAGACGUUAAAGAGUUUGUGAAUGCAGCAUACACCAACACCUACUACAAAGGCCAGACCGCUCUCCAUAUCGCCAUUGAGAGGAGGAGUAUUUCCUACGUGAAGCUGCUGGUCAGUAAAGGAGCAGACGUCCACGCCAAAGCCUGUGGAACAUUCUUCCAGCCACACGAUGGCCCCAGCUUCUACUUUGGUGAGCUGCCUCUGUCUCUGGCAGCCUGCACCAACCAACCCGACGUGGUGGACUUCCUCAUGGAGAACGGGUACCAGUCAGCGGACGCCAAGCUGACAGACUCUCAGGGAAACACGGUGCUGCACGCCCUGGUGGUGGUGGCUGACAACUCUACGCACAACACCGAGUUCAUUACCAACAUGUAUGACCGCAUCCUCAAGACCACUGCCCGCCUGCACCCCAAGCUGAAGCUGGAGGACAUCGAGAACCACAAGGGGCUGACACCUCUCAAGAUGGCUGCUAAGACUGGAAAGAUCGGGCUUUUUUCACACAUCCUGCAACGGGAAUUCCAAGAGAGUAACACCAAACAUUUGUCCCGUAAAUUCACCGAGUGGGUUUACGGGCCCGUCCACAGCUCCCUGUAUGACCUGGCCUCCGUGGACUCAUAUGAGGAUAAGUCCGUGAUGGAGAUUCUGGUGUACGGCAGUGACAUCCCUAACCGCCACAAGAUGCUGCAGACAGAGCCUCUGGGCCAGCUGCUGGAGGAGAAGUGGAGGACGUUUGCAGGCCGAAUGUUUUUCCUCAACUUCUUGGUCUACAUCCUGUACCUGACCAUCUUCACUCUUGUAGCCUACAAUAGGAAAUUUGGAAAGCCGCCAUUUCCUGUCGAAAACAGCUUAAUGGGUUACCUGGAUCUUUCAGGCCAGCUAGUGAUGGUGCUGGCAAACUGCUAUUUCUUUCUCGUAGGGGUCGCAGAGAUGAAGAGGAAACGGCCAAAGCUGCAGACGUUGCUGAUUGAUGGAUAUUAUGAGAUACUUUUUUUAUUGCAGGGCGCCCUCUUCCUGGUCACAGCCGGGCUGUAUCUGUUCAGGCGGCAGGAGUACAUUGGCUUCCUGGUGCUGUGUCUCGCUCUCAGCUGGGUCAACACACUCUACUUCUCCAGGGGCAGCAGACACAUGGGCAUCUACAGCAUCAUGAUACAGAAGAUGAUCCUCAGUGAUAUCCUGCGCUUUAUUGUUGUCUACCUCGUCUUCCUCUUUGGAUUCGCAGCAGCAUUGAUCACUCUGAUUAUAAAGCCUCCAAAAAACAUGACUGCUGUGACUCAGCCGCCACAAAAGGGGCGUCUCUUUGGUCCCGUUGGGUCUGACGAGGAGUGUGUAAAACCCACCUUUGAAAACUUCGCCUUCACCCUGCUGGAGCUCUUCAAGUUCACCAUCGGCAUGGGCGACGUGGAAUUCGUCCAGGAAGGCGAGAACAAGGUGGUUUUCUACAUGCUCCUCAUUGGCUACAUCGUUCUUACGUACAUCCUGCUGCUCAACAUGCUCAUCGCCGUCAUGAACCGCACGGUGGAGAGGACCACCAGCGAGAGCGCCAGCAUCUGGAAGCUGCAGAGGGCCAUCACGAUCCUGGACAUGGAGAGGAGGCUGUCUUGCUGUCUGAGGGAGAGGUAUCGCUGUGGGGUGGAGAAGAACCUCGGCACUGCUCUUGGAGACGACCGUCGCUGGUGUUUCAGAGUGGAGGAAGUCAACUGGAACAAAUGGAACAGCAACCUGGGCAAAAUCGAUGAGGAUCCCGGGUGCUGGGAUCGAGACCACCAGCCUACCUCACACAGACUAUCGAACAGACUAAACAGAGGGAGGAGCUGGAGAGACUUUUCCUUGGAAGGCAGUCUGUGGCGGCGGCAGACGCAGCAGUCCACAGAGAUGACUCCUCUGAGCAGCACGCAUGUCUAAAGAGACAACAGAGAGUUUCCACUGUGGCUGCUCAGCCUGACUGACCUGAGCAUCGAGGCAUUCAAACCUAAAGACAGUAUUCAGUUUCAGUUCCCUCAGAAAUGUAACUGUGUGUGAACUGCCUCUCUGACUGACUGAUACUCUCACAUCAGGUUGAUUUUAAAUUCAGCAUUUGAGGCAAUAUUUCACUGAGAGGAGCAGUGAGGAGGACUAUAUUAGUGAUAUUUGUUCAUCCGACUGAUAUAAUGAUGUAAAAUAGUAGAAUUUAGAAUACAUUUAAGGGACAGUUCAGCCCAAAAAUACAUAUUUCAACUCUCACCUUUGGUACUUUUUACCAAUCUAGAUUUUUUUUUGGUGUGAGUUGUUGAGUGUUGGAGAUACUGGCCGUAGAGAUGUCUGCCUUCUCUCCAAUAUAAUGGAACUAGACAGCACUCGGCUUGUUAAAAUUCCGAAAAAAAUAAAUUAAAAAAAAACGCAACAGCAAUGUCUCUUUCCAGAAAUCGUGACCCAGUUACUCAAAAAUAAUCCACAGACUUUUGUUGUGUCUCAAAUCAGAUACGUAUAUAAUUGAUAUUUUUAUAAUGAUAAUAACAAUCAUUUACAGUCUCUGUUAUGUGGUGGUUGAUCUGUUCCUCUGUUCGGAGGGUAAGGAGCUCCUGGACCUCGUUGUUUUCCCACGGUGCAGAUUUUUUCAGCUGCUGUUGAGCUUCUUAUUUGAGCUAGCUGCUAACUGCUAGCAGCUGCUUUUUAAGUUUCCCACUGUAGCUUGUACACGAAACACGUCAUCAAAACGUGCUGUGCAACCCAUGGUCUCAUCCUGCCGGCUGUCCCUUUUAUACAGACGGUUGUUUUGGCGCUGUUAUGACCUCCAGUGCCGGCUUAAAGGUGUGACAACUCUGUGCACCCAUUCCACACUUUUACCUUUUAUAGGGAACGGAGAGGCCGACAUAACGGCAUGAAAUUCCCGUCCAGAAGAGGCAGUGUAAAAGAACCUAUUAACUCAUUAGAACUGCUGGUGAAACAGCCAACAGUGUGAGCCACGGACAUUCAUAACGUGUCCUGAAAGCACGUUCAUUUUUAAUAUACUAUGUGCUUGUGACAGUGCAAGAUACAAACAUUAAUGGUGUCCUCUGUAAUGUUAGCUAGCUCAUUGGUGUUAGAUGUGCUAGCAGUAGAUACACGCUUCCCUCUGCAUGGUGAUGCGGUUGCUGGUAGUAGUUCUGUAGAAAGAAAAUAGUUCCAACAUGAAACUUGUCACAACAAGGUCUGUGGAUUGUCUUGAGUAUCCAGGUCAUGGUUUUUGGAAAGAGACAUUGCUGCUGAGUUUUUCAAAUUUAUGUUUUGCUGCUUUGAGCACCACAAGCCGAGUGCCAUCUAGUUCCAUUAUACUGGAGAAAAGGCAGACAUCUCUACGACCGAUUUCUCCAACACUCGACAGCUUACACCAAACAAUAUAGACUGAUAAAUAGCUCUACAGUAAGAUGAAGAAUAUUUGAUUUGGGGUUGAACUGUCCCUUUAAAAAAUAUAAUCCAAAGGUUUCUACACAUGCUGUUUCUGCCACCACCUGAACAGGAUGCACAUCCUCUCUGCAAAAAGGCCAAAACCUGCCGGCACCUCUGACAUCGCUCAGAAUCCUUCAUGGAGUAAUACUGAUUACGAAGGUGCUGAUCCCGCCCUCCUGCUGUGUGCCCUUUAUACGAGUCCCAUUUUCAUCACAGCCAGACAAGCUAAAUCUACUGCAGCCAGAUAGUCCUGUGGAUUUCACAGCUUGCUUUGUCUACUCUACUUCCUGUUUCCAUUUGGCAGAGGCAGGCUCUGAUAAAUGGCAUGAAAGCACAGCAAUUGGUGCAACAAUCGCUGCCUUCAGCACGAGCUGUCUCAGUUACAAAUUAUAUAUGGUUAUGGCGGGCCUUUUUAAACCGCUCAGCAACGUCUGAGGCUGAUUAUGUAAGAAUCUGUGAAUAGUACGUUACUUGAACUGUCAGACAUGAUGACAGUAGUUAAGUUGCUGUAUCCAGUGUUGCCAGAUCAGACUGACAAGUUUCCAGCCCAAUCACGACUUCAAUCCAAUUCAGUGAAAACCAGCCUAAAUCAUAACUGGGUCAGAAACCAAUGUAAAACAAUUACAUACACAAUGUUAUGUCAAAUGUGUCAAUGUUACACAAAGAUAAAAUGUCUGAUAAUUAAUAGGGCUGGGACGAUUUGCUUAUCACUUGCCAAUUUAUAUAUGUAUUGUCAUUUUCAAGUACUGCAACACAUUCUUUGCAAUUUUUGUUUAGUUUUUUAACACUAGACCACGGGGAAAAGUUGAAUCGUACAGUUUCAAGAGACGGUAUAUCAUGAGACAUAUUCCAAAAGUGGUGCAGACUUCCCUCUGUGUCACUGGUAAUGAGAAAAUACAGUGAGUGCUGGACAGAGCAGUGAGUGACAACAACCCCACCCACAUUUAAGAGUACUGUUUGCAGUGGAAACCUUAGGGUCUAGGUACCAUGUCUGAAGGAUCAUUUAUCCAAAGGUACCAUACUGAAAGUGUUUGGUGAAAACGGGGCUUUUGCCUCACUCUCUGCUACUAGGAGAACAUUUGCAGAGAUAAAAGCAGGCGGAAGCUCCAGGGAUGGACUCAGUAACAGCUGUAGCAGCUUAAGUUCAGUCAACCCUAGCACCAGGGUUCACAUUAGGCUGGGUCUAAUCUGUGUAACAGCAGCAACAGAAAGUUUCAUGAUCUGGCGUGGAGUUUGAGCUGGGCUGGCUGAAUUUGAGUUGCUAUUUGAGAAGCUGAAGGUCAGUGUCCUCCGACCAUCCACAUUAUCACUUCUGCGUUUGAAAAUAUUGAAAAUUACUGAAUUAUAUUAUAUUGAAUUGAGGAAUUAUACCCCCCAAAAUGCAUCUCUGGUGUCGUGCUGCAACCACAUUAAAGUCAAAUACUGCCAUGAAGUGAGAACCCCAUCCCCAUCCCCCCUAAAAUCCAACCUAUUUAAAAACGGCAGUCCCUCCUCUGCAUGUAAGCGGGGAAACUGUACUGUGCCUCUGAAAACUGAAAAUUAUUUUGAGAAGACACAAUGCAUGUGAAGAGUGUAAAUUGACAUGCCAUCCCUUAGCAUCUUAAACUGAUGCUGGAGGGGUACCUGAAGCGUCACUGUUUGGCAUGUAGAG